CUUAAAGCAGUCUAGUGGCAACUAUGUUUAAGAGAGCCAGCAUUCCUCCAGGGCUGCCUAGACCUCAGCCAGUCAACACUGUGGAACUAGCCUCUCUGCUGAGGUCUGAGCCCUGAGCACCCUCCCAUCAAGGCAAAGGAUCUCCAAGACCCAGAGCUGGUUUACUUCUUGAUGUCAGGCACCAGGAGAGUUUCCCAGGAUCUUAGCCCCUGAAGGAGCAGCCCAUGCACCCCUCUCAGCAGUGAACCAUCCUGCCACUGAGAAGCACCAAGUAGCCAGUGGAAGCCCUCACCAAGCCCCCCCAUCAGAGUCAAAGUGCUGUGACUCUCCCCUCAAGAUAUUGAUGACUAUGUUGAAGUUGGUGCCCUUCCUGGUGUUCCUCAAGCAGUCCUUCAGAAGCUCAUCAACCUUUGUUCCAAGGAGUGAAUGACUGUCUUGAGACUCCACCAGCCCAUUCACAAAGAGUAGGAAGUCUUUCUCAAUGUGAUAAGAUGAGCCAAGCACAUAAGCAACAACCUUGAAGCUGAAUGUAACAAAGCAAGAAGAUGGCUAAGAUUAGCACCCAAUACUCCCACCCUACUGCAAGAACCAGGGACAGAGAUCUGGACCACGUUGAAAAUGGCCUCAGCAGGGUCCACUCGCCUUGCGAGGAGACUUCAUCAGAACUGCAGCAGGAGAUCGCCAUGGAGACCAGACGACUGGCUGAAUCCAGGCGAAACUCCUACACCAGCCAGGGGCCCUCCAGGUUGUCUCGCCUGAUCAUCUCACUGCGAGCAUGGGCCACCGGGCACUUACAGCACGAGGACCAGAGACCUGACUCCUUCCUGGAGCGUUUCCGUGGAGCUGAGCUCAAGGAGGUAUCCAGCCAAGAAAGCAAUGCCCAGUCAAAUGUGGGCAGCCAGGAGCCACCAGACAGAGGGAGAAGGAAAAAAUUAAACAAGAAGGACACCAUGGUGGUGGACCCCUCCAGCAACGUGUACUACCACUGGCUGACGGUCAUCGCCCUGCCUGUCUUCUAUAACUGGUGUCUGCUGGUAUGCAGGGCCUGUUUCGAUGAGCUGCAGUCUGACCACGUGAUGCUGUGGCUAGUCCUGGACUACUCGGCAGAUGUCCUCUAUGGCUUGGAUCUGCUGGUGCGAGCUCGGACAGGCUUCCUUGAGCAAGGCUUGAUGGUCAAGGAUGCACAGAGGCUGUGGAAGCAUUACACAAAGACCGUGCACUUCAAGCUGGACAUGUUGUCCCUGGUCCCCACAGACCUGGCUUAUUUUAAGUUGGGUGUAAACUACCCAGAGCUGAGGUUCAACCGCCUACUGAAGCUUGCCCGGCUCUUUGAGUUCUUUGACCGCACAGAGACAAGGACCAACUACCCUAAUUUAUUCAGGAUUGGGAACUUGGUCUUAUACAUCCUCAUCAUUAUCCACUGGAAUGCCUGCAUCUACUUUGCCAUUUCCAAGUUCAUUGGUUUUGGGACAGAUUCCUGGGUCUAUCCAAACAUCUCAAACCCAGAGUAUGGGCGCCUCUCUAGGAAGUACAUUUACAGUCUCUAUUGGUCCACCUUGACCCUGACCACCAUCGGAGAGACCCCACCCCCUGUGAAGGAUGAGGAGUAUCUGUUUGUGGUCAUAGACUUCCUAGUGGGAGUCUUGAUUUUUGCCACCAUUGUCGGCAAUGUGGGAUCCAUGAUCUCAAACAUGAAUGCUUCACGGGCCGAGUUCCAGUCCAAGAUUGACUCCAUUAAGCAGUAUAUGCAAUUCCGCAAGGUGACCAAGGACUUGGAGACACGGGUGAUCCGGUGGUUUGACUACCUGUGGGCAAACAAGAAGACAGUGGAUGAGAAGGAGGUGCUCAAGAGUCUCCCAGACAAGCUGAAGGCCGAGAUUGCCAUCAACGUGCACCUGGACACUCUGAGGAAGGUCCGCAUCUUCCAAGACUGCGAGGCGGGGCUGCUGGUGGAGCUUGUGCUCAAGCUGCGGCCCGCAGUGUUCAGCCCAGGGGAUUACAUCUGCAAGAAGGGAGACAUUGGGAGGGAGAUGUACAUCAUCAAGGAGGGCAAGCUGGCUGUCGUGGCCGACGAUGGGAUCACCCAGUUCGUGGUCCUCAGUGAUGGGAGUUACUUUGGGGAGAUCAGCAUCUUAAACAUUAAGGGAAGCAAGGCGGGGAACCGCAGGACAGCCAACAUCAGGAGCAUUGGUUACUCAGACCUGUUCUGCCUUUCCAAAGAUGAUUUGAUGGAGGCUCUCACUGAAUAUCCAGAAGCCAAGAAAGCUCUGGAGGAGAAGGGACGGCAGAUCCUGAUGAAGGACAACCUGAUUGACGAGGACGUGGCCAAGGCUGGGGCGGACCCCAAGGAUAUUGAGGAGAAGGUAGAGCACCUGGAGUCCUCCCUGGACACCCUGCAGACCAGGUUUGCACGGCUCCUGGCCGAGUACAAUGCCACCCAGAUGAAAGUGAAGCAGCGUCUCAGUCACUUGGAAAGCCAGGUGAAGAUGUGUGGGAGCGACCUUCUGUCUGAUGGGGGUGCUCCUGGGGAUGCUGCAAAAGCAGAGACCAAACAAGAGUGAAAUGCAGGUGUCCAUCUCCUGCUUCCCAGAGUCAGCCAUCCAUGUGAUGCAUUGUGGCCGCAGCUGCACAGCCCAGGACUCGGCAGGGUUGCAUUCCAGUUCUCCUUACCCUUUGCAACUGUGUGGCCCUGAGAGAGAGCCUCAGUUUCCUCAUCUAGAAAGGGGGACUCAUGCCAGCCCCACUGAAAUGGGAGGUUACUGUGAUGUCCACAUGGAACACUGCAUAAGGCAGGACUUUGUAUAAUGUGAGGUGUCCCCAAUCCACACAUAUGAAAGUGUGGGCACAGAACUCUUAUUUUUUUAAUCCACGAGGAAUUUUGAGACUUUUGAACUUUAUUUUCUUGUAAAUGGAAGAUUAUUUAGUCAUCUACCCCUUCUCGCACCCCACUCCACCAGCUUCUCAUAAGGGAGAUGUAACAGAAGCUAGAAGUGCAAUGUGGGAUCUCAAAUCCAUCCUUACACAAGACAGUUUGGGGCACAUUUCUGAAUCUAGUUUCUCCUCAUGUACUCUUUGGGACCCUCAAAAUCCUGGCCAUUGGUCGUGCUAUGAUAAGCACAAGGGAUGAAGCCAGGUCACCCCAUUUGAGGUCACUUUGAGCCUAUGAAGCAAAUCCAGACUCCCCGCCAUCCAGCCCCUGUGAAACUGGAAUCUGUUUAGAAAAGAAUAUUUUGAUGAGAGAAAGAGACAUCUCCUAACUCACCAAAGGAUUUAAAGACAGCCUCUCCCCUCGUUCCUCAGUCAGGAACAGGGACAGCCUGUUCUGGCUUGAGGAGGAGAAUUAUGCUCUGGGAGAGCCUUUCAGGUGGAAGGUUGGAAUGGGGUCCUGGGUCAAGCAAAGCUGACAACUAAAAUUUUUAGAAGAUCGGACCCUUAGGCCAUAUCUUUGCAAACUGCCCCUCCUCUCAAAGAAGCAGCCUCACUCUCCCUUGGAAUUCUACCCCGAGGCAAAGCUCUCAGCUAGCAGGAAGUGUGCACAGUGAAGGACCUAGCUUUUUUCCUUUUUUAAUCUGGUAAAUAGAAUUCCAUUACCAUCAUAUAAGAUAUUUCUGUAUUUGGGUUCUAUGAUUGCGAAUUAUAACCUUAAUGGUCCACUUAAAUACAUAUUGUAAAUUACCCAAAGGUGAGUCAUUUUUCUGUUGCAGAGAAGCUAUAUAUAUGUACAGGUUUUCCUUCUCUGUCUCCUCCUUCCCUCCCUCCCUCCCUCCUUUCUUCUUUCCUCCUUUCCUCUCUCUCUCUCUCUCCCCCCUUUCCUUCCCUCUCCCUUCUCCCUCCCUCCCUCUCUUCCUCCCUUCCUUCUUUCUCUUCCAACUUCUCCUCUUUCUUCUCAGAAAACAAUGCCCCAUUUUGCUUUGGGAACUUCAAAACCUUUGUGGUCUGAUGUUAUAAUCCAUAUGCUAUAUAACUGGACCCUAACGUAGUUCAUACAAAAGGUGCUGCAUUUUCAAGUAUGUAUUUUGGAUUUAUAUGAGUCUCUUCUGAUUUUUAUUAUGGAUCAUGUGACCAUUUUUAACUUUCUAAAAUGAAUUUAAAAGGACUAUUAAAGGAAGAUGUGAUCCAAGCCCAUAUCAUCAGCAAACUGUAACUAGCAAUGUAUCCUCCAAAUGCAUAUAUUUUAAAAAGCCUUAAUUAUUAAUUAUGCCUAUGUUUAUAUUUGCACAAGAAAAAUAGAGACCUGGAUUUAAAAAAUA
Messenger RNA from Leopardus geoffroyi (Geoffroy's cat), 4250 nucleotides. RefSeq names its product cyclic nucleotide gated channel subunit alpha 3 (gene CNGA3). The transcript is spliced from 11 exons. Gene Ontology annotation, molecular function: cGMP binding; protein-containing complex binding; intracellularly cAMP-activated cation channel activity. Lineage: Eukaryota; Metazoa; Chordata; Mammalia; Carnivora; Felidae. Gene Ontology annotation, cellular component: intracellular cyclic nucleotide activated cation channel complex; plasma membrane. Bases 546 to 2561 code for a protein of 671 amino acids. Gene Ontology annotation, biological process: monoatomic cation transmembrane transport. The record is from RefSeq and is a predicted model, not a curated record.